UAGCUUCUGCUGUCGCUCCCACAUGUUGCUUCCCCGCCAGUGUUCACUCCAUGGCUCCGCCCCCACCCGGCUCUGUGACUGCGGUGCUGCGAUGCUGCCAGCCGGACGACUCGCAAGUGAGUCCAGCAUCAGGACCGGAUGGAGAGCGCGUGAGAUUCUUUGUCCACAGUCUCCUCUUUAUUCAAGGGUGAAAAGUUUGCUGCCGCUCAUGCUUGGAAGAAAGUCGUGACAAAGACAUUUUGGGUCACUCGGAGGUUAAAAUGAGCCCGGUUGUGUUCCUUUUCCUCCUGUUCAUACGACCGACGGAGCUCCGUCACGCGCGGCUGACUCCCCACGCCGAGGAGGGCGCGAGCGGGAUCGCUGCAGACACAAGUGGGUCCCGUUCAACGGAAACCCUUCUGGACCGCGAUGGGAGCCCCGGACCGUCCGACUUCAGGCGAGUUGCCCGUGGAGCCAAAGACGGCGCCUUUAGGAAACACGAUCCGAGACGCCACGACGACCCGGAUGGUUACUUCACGACGCCGAGAAGCGUCCGACAGCAUCCCGGGAACUUUUCCACCGGGCGUGGGUCGCUGCUCUUCCCGGUAACGGAUGACUCUUACUGGGCUUACGCCGUUCUUCUGCUGGCCCUGGUUUUGUUCGCCGCCGGGCUUGUGGGGAACCUUGCGCUCAUGUGCACCGUGUGGCACAACUUUUAUCUGAAGAGCUCUUGGAACUGCGUCCUCGCGGGACUGGCGCUCUGUGACUUCCUGGUCAUCUUCUUCUGCCUCCCCGUGGUGGUCUUCCAUCAACUCACCCUGAAGAGGCUUCUGGGGGACCUGUCCUGCCGCCUGGUGCCCUACCUGGAGGUGACGUCUCUGGGCGUGGCCACGUUCAGCCUGUGUGCCCUCAGCAUCGACCGCUUCCACUCAGCCGUCAGCUCCGCUCCCCUUCAUGUGCCAAAAGUAGAGCCCUGCCAAUCCAUUCUGUCCAAGCUGUCCGUCAUCUGGCUGGGUUCCAUGGUCCUGGCAGCACCAGAGCUUCUUCUGUGGCACCUCGUCCAGGAAACAGCCACCGUGCCAACCCCUCAGCAGUCAGGAACACUGAUGUCUGGCUUCAGAUCCAGACGUGACACCUAUGUGCUGGAUAUUUGUGUGCGAGAGCCAUCGGCAGAGCUCCCAGACCACAUCCUCUCCCUGGUGUUGACCUACCACGAGGCCCGGAUGUGGUGGAUGUUUGGCUGCUACAUCUGUCUGCCGCUUUUGUUCACCUUGGCUUGUGACCUGGUGACCAGGCAAGUGUUAGCUCAGCGCGUGUCGCAGAAACCCAGCUGUGAGAAAAGGUCCCCCAAAGGAUCCCCAACGAUAUCACCCAAAAAGAAGCACCACGUUCGAGAGCAGCGGCUUCGCUCGACGGUGAUGGCGCUCACCGUCUUGUACGUCCUGUGCAACCUCCCAGAGAGCAUCUGCAACAUCAUGCUGGCGUACAUCUCUGCCUCUACAUUCACCGCCUUGCCAGCUACAGCUCUAGCAGCACUGGGUCUGGUCGGGCAGUUCCUGCUGUUCCUGCGUAGCUCGGCCACUCCGGUGCUGCUGCUGUGCUUGUGUCGCUCGCUGGGCCAGGCUUUCUUGGACUGCUGCUGCUGCUGCUGUGACGAGUGUCUACCUGAUGCCACCUCGUCCUCAUCUUCUGGAUCGACCGCUGCCACCUCUGCUCUCCCCUCACCCACCUCGUCCUCACCCACCUCCAUGUUGCCCUCGAGCAAAGACGACACAGUGAAGAGCUUGGUGGUGGUGGAAGCCAACAAAGACAGAGUGAAAGACUCCUCAGAAGCACUUGGGACGCCCUGUUGAGAACAGAGGCUUGUUACUGUUAUUUUUACUGAAUUGCUCAGUAGUUUAGGACGUCAUAACUGUAGAUUGUUUUUGCCGUUUUUGUUUUAGCCAUGCGUAAAAUUGAGGUUGAUGAUGAUGCAUCAUACACAUCUGUCAGAAACACACAGAGACUCCACCCACAGCAGCAGGAUGACGUCUUAGUAGUGCUGGUAACUUUGACUAUUAUAAGACUUUUUGGAACACGUUUAUAAACAAACUUGGAGCCAAACAUUACUUUUUGGUCAUAAACCUCUAGCCUUCCCUUUGAAGUAUCCAUGUUUACUUUGUUAAAAUAAGAUGGGGAAUAAAGUAUAGGUACCAGUUAGUCUCCUUGUGGUGUCUCUAUCAGAGAUAUCAGUGAUCUAGAUAUGGUAUUGCAGUCAGUUUUGCUCUUGCCCUUCAACGUACAGCGAAGAUCAACAUCAAACAUCAUUUGCGGCCUGUCUUUGAUUGACAGCUAAAGCCAGCCAACGGCAGCCAUUCGACUUUGUACAUCCUGUUGUAUCGAAACUUUAUGACUUUCAUGGUACCACUAGUGAUAUAAGCUGUCGCUGUCUUGUUUUGUUUUUUGUUUUCUGCGGUUGAUGUGAUUGAUGUUAUUAGUUAUAUAGAUAGAUUGUGUAUGUAUUGGAAUGAUUUGCGGGGUUGUGAGAUAUUGAUUUGAAAUCAGAAGGCCCUAACUAGAUGAUUUUUGACAGUCUGAUAUAUGAUAAAUGUAUGGGGGCCUCACUGGUUUUGAAGAAGUGGCUGUAGGUCAGGAGUUUUGCGGCGUAUAUUCUAUAUUACCAAAAGGAUUUGCUCACCUGCCCUGACUCCCAUAUGGACUUAAGUGCCUCCCCUUCCUAACCCAUAGGGUUUCAAUAUGAAGUCGGCCCACCUUUUGCAACUAUUACAGCUUCAACUCAUCUGGGAAGACUGUCCACAAAGUUGAAGGGUGUGUUGAUAGGAAUAUUUCAUUAUUCUUCCAGAGGCCUGGCUCACAGUCUCUGGUCUAAUUCAUCCCUAAAGGUUCAUGUCAGGACUCUGUGCUGGCCAGUCAAGUUCAUCCACCAGAGUCCACCAUGUCGGAAGAGGAAGGGGUCUGCUCCAAACUGUUCCCACAAGGUUGGGAGCCUGGAAUUGUCCAAAAUAUCUGGGUAUCCUGAAGCAUUCAAAGUUCCUUUCACUGGAACUAAGGGGCCAUGCUCAACUCCUGAAAAACAACCCCACACCAUAGCUCCUCCUCCACCAAAUUUCACACUUGGCACAAAUGGCAACCUCCAAACCCAGACUGGUCCAUCAGAUUGCCUGAUGGAAAAGCAUGAUUCAUCACUCCAGAGAAGGCGUCUCCACUGCUCUAUAGUCCAAUUAUAGCACUGCCUCCGGUGCUUUGCAUUGCACUUGGUAAUGUACGAGGGAGGAAAUUUCACAACCGGAUUUGUUGCAGAGAUGGCAUCUAUGAUGCCGUAGUUCCACUUGUUUCCUGACAAAAUACUGAGUCUUUAUUGUCUGAAGCAUGAAAUGCUUUUUGCGGAUCAUUUUAAUAUCGAUAACAAUAUGACAGUUCCACGCUGGAAUUCACUGAGCUCCUGACAUCAGCCUGUGAUUCUGAUCAUUUGGCUGGCUGAGCAAAUACUUUUGGUUUUCAUAGUGUAUAUAUAAUUUGGUUUUGCUGUAUCGUGUACGGUGUAGUUAUGCCAGGUGCACACACUCACUGUGUGUCAUGGACUGUGGGAGGCACCCAGGGUACCUACAGUAUAGGAAACUGCAGCACACAGAGGUCUUACAACCCCCACAACUUACAAAUUGGUAACUCUUUAGUUUGCAGUGUCUGUUUUGCACAGGUUCCACCACACAAGUGUUUCACAGCUGAACUGGUAAUCGUUCACACUGUCACAAGAUGGUGAGCAGCUGGAAUGAAAAGAAGAAGAAAGGGGCUUUUAGACUUCUUUGUGCGCGAGCUGAGCUGGUCUUUUGUGUUCUAACGGCUCUUGGCUGAGCCCCUCUGAAAAAGGACAGCUCGCAAAAUAGUUUCAGGGAGACACUUGAGCAACAUUAGCCAGGACAGGUUGCUCAGAAAUGAUCAUCUAACACUUCGAACCUAGGCUUGGAAUUAAGCACAACAAAAGCACCUGAAGUUAAGUCUAAUUUCAAAGUCAUCUUGCAAACACUUGAACACUUGAAAAGUAUUUUUUGUGCAUGGAUGCACCAAUACCAGUUUUUUUUUUCCCAAAACAAGUAGUGUACGAGUAUUGCAUUUUGAGUACUCACCAAUAAGUACUACUGCCUGUUUUUCUUUUUCAUAUAUAUCGAUAUUUGAACGACAUUCCUCCUUUUUCUUGCACAUGGGUGACGGUCACAAGUUUCACUGCCCUACAAAUGCAAAUUUAACAUGGUAUCGGUGGCCAUUCUAUGAGCACAAUUACUGAAGCCCUGUAUCGGAGCGCCGCCUUGUCUGUGUUCUGCCCUAAAUUUCAAUAAAAAAAACACAUGAAUACAAAGUUGAAAAUCACAGAACUCCAGCUUCAUAUGAGUCCAAGUCAAUGGAUGUAGUGUUGGACCUGUGGAUCACCUAGCUCUCUUUUGUUUUCACCACCACUGCCAAGGCAAAAACUAGAAAAGCAGUUAGAAACCGAGUACCUCCACCAGUCUGCUCAUUUCACCCCGUGUUUAAUGGCAAUAACAUUACCAUACAUUUACUUUGACUACUUCAUUAUCCCCGCUGCUAUUAGAUGAAGCUGUAUGUCACAUACAAGCCGUUAAGCAGUAGAACAAACAACUCGACAACACAGUCUUUCACCGUGACUUGUCUUUGAGUCGCCCACUUAAUGCAGACUGUACUUAAACAACUUUAUUGAGGAAGAGCCAGAGGUCUCUUGGAAACUCUGAUGUCUUGUGGAAAGAAUUCCUGACUCCCACUGGACAAGGAAGCAGCUCACACUUUGAGUACGGUGCUCCGUUCUGCGAUUAUUCAAACACUGAAGGUCACGGCUUCACAAUAACUGCUGGCCCUGUGAGUUCUGCCGGAUAUAAUGAGCACAGUUGCUUUGAGCUCGGUUGCCAGGGAAGGCAGACAAAACUUCUGUGUUUUCCUGCUUGAGUUUCUUCUGCUUCAAGUUCCUUCUCUAGUUGUGUUGUAGUUUGGUCGACUAACCUUUGAAUGACAGAGCUCAAAACAAAUCAUGCAGUCCACAUGGUGAAGAAAGUGCUGAGGCUAAAGAAGAGCAGAGCCAAAAGACAGAGCUCUCAUUUACUGGUCCAUCUACACUCCUUGGUCAUUGGGAUCUUUCAGAGAUAAGAUCACAAGCUUAGUCAUCUGCCAGAUUCUCAAAGUUGAGCGGGUUAUCCUGCAAAUCAAUGAGGAAUUCUAGAUUUUAAUUUUGACGUACAAUGAUCUCCUGUUCUGAGGAGAACUUGAAGCUCUUGCACAAACCUUCCCAAGGAGCCACCUGCAGCCCCCCACAGAGGCCGGGCCCCUCCGCGUUACUCCCCGGGCCACUUCUGUAAGUUGGAUCGGGACUCUUUGGAGCUGAAAUAUUUGUCCUCCCACGUCCUUGUUUCUGGGCACACAGGAGGAGGUUGGGGGAGGGGCCUCAAUAAGGCCCGCUUUGUUCGGGCAUCCCCUCCUCUGGCUCACACUGCAGCACUCGAACAAAGCUGCAUAUCAAUUUCCAUCCACCGAGGGGAGUUGCUAAGCUACACAUCCACAUCUCCCACCUCCUCCGACUGGCUCCCUCCUCCUCUCUGAACUUGCAGAAGAAAGAGAUGCCGGGGCGGAAAAGCCGCCCACCCACAGGCCAAAGACAUUCUCAUGUUGGUCGUCUUGACAACUGGCAGGGCCAAAUCAGGACUAAAAACCAACAUAGUUCUGGGGUUGAACUGGACGGUGGCCUGGCCCAGCGUGGAACAUCACAUGCUGGAGUGGCUCUGUUCUCCUCCCAAGACCAGAACAAGCUCAUUAGACCUAAUCCAGCCUGUAAUUGGUUCAUCACAGAAGCUUCGGCAGGGAAGCGGUUACAUUGUUCAUGAAGUUUGCCAGUCCUCUCAGUCAGGUGACGUCCAGCUAGGCUCUUACACAGCUCUCUGUUUUCAAGUUGUCAAGCACAGGCAGAAAGGACCCGUCUCAAGCUGAAAUCCAAACUGUCACCUCCAUGUGAUGCGGCUGCAGCACAAACCGCUUUAACACUGUGCUAUCCACGUCUCUAUAAACGUAUGAGAAUCAUACGCUUACGCCAUCAAAACAAUCUCUGGAGAUUCUGCAUGCUAUGAGCUAUUGUGCGAGCGUUCGAGCGCCAUGAGCUUCAUUCAUAUUAGUAUUUGAACAGACAUGAGUUUUUGCAAUUCAUUGUCUUCGGUUGUCUUUCUUUUCCUUCACUCUCAAUAUUUUCAUACAAUAAUUUCAUACAAUAAUACUUUCCUAUUUAAAUGCCUCCUUUUUUAUUUACUUAUUUAUUUAUUGAACCAUUAUUUUGUUUGUGUUUUAACUAUUCUUAAGUUCAUGUACAACACAUACAACAAUGCAUUUUAUUAUUAUUUUUUUGUAUUCUGAACACACAAUUCCUCUUCUUUUUUUUUCUUUUUAUUCUGUCUGUCUUAACAUGACUUCCAAAAUCCAAUUUUCAAGUAUCUUCAUGUUGGAAAUACAGUGUACUGUGCGGGGCUGUGUAUUGGUAGGUGUCUUGUGAUACGAUAUGUAUCCUGAUAC
Molecule: messenger RNA, 6537 nt
Organism: Synchiropus splendidus (mandarinfish)
Lineage: Eukaryota; Metazoa; Chordata; Actinopteri; Syngnathiformes; Callionymidae
Gene: gpr37l1a
Product: G protein-coupled receptor 37 like 1a
Exons: 2
Coding region: 261-1832 (523 amino acids)
Biological process (GO): adenylate cyclase-inhibiting G protein-coupled receptor signaling pathway; positive regulation of MAPK cascade
Cellular component (GO): plasma membrane; signaling receptor complex
Molecular function (GO): G protein-coupled peptide receptor activity
Source: RefSeq, a predicted model, not a curated record